Molecule: messenger RNA, 1057 nt
Organism: Leopardus geoffroyi (Geoffroy's cat)
Lineage: Eukaryota; Metazoa; Chordata; Mammalia; Carnivora; Felidae
Gene: MITD1
Product: microtubule interacting and trafficking domain containing 1
Exons: 7
Coding region: 1-750 (249 amino acids)
Biological process (GO): midbody abscission
Cellular component (GO): midbody
Source: RefSeq, a predicted model, not a curated record
AUGGCGAGAUCCGGACAGGAGCAGGAAGCCGAAAGCACAGCUGCAUUCAAGGUGCUAAAGCGGGCGAUGGAACUGGACUCGGAGUCUCGGUACCAGCAGGCUCUGGUGUGUUACCAGGAGGGGAUUGACCUGCUCAUGCAGGUCCUGAGAGGCACCAAAGAUGUUACAAAGAAAUGUAAUCUCAGAAAACAAAUUUCUAGCUACAUGGAUAGAGCAGAAAUAGUGAAGAAAUACACGGAUCAAGAAAAAGAAGAUGGAAAAUAUCAUCGGCAGAUUAAAAUAGAAGAGAAUGCAACAGGUUUCAGUUACGAGUCACUUUUUCAAGAAUAUCUUAAUGAAACAGUUACAGAAGUUUGGAUACAAGAUCCUUAUAUUAGACAGAUUCAUCAGCUGUAUAACUUUCUUCGAUUUUGUGAGAUGCUUAUUAAGAGACCAUGUAAAGUAAAAACCAUUCAUCUUCUCACCUCUCUGGAUGAAGGUAGUGGGAAAGAGCAGCAAAGUAGUGGCCUGCAAGAAAUAAAAGAGUCACUCAAGAAUCAUGGAGUGCUGUUGGAAUUAGAAUAUUCUUCUUCAGUACAUGACCGAGAAAUUAGGUUUAACAAUGGAUGGAUGAUUAAGAUUGGAAGGGGACUUGAUUAUUUUAAGAAACCACAGAGUCGUUUUUCCCUUGGAUAUUGUGAUUUUGAUUUAAGACCAUGUCAUGAAACAACGGUGGACAUUUUUCAUAACAAGCACACAAAAAAAAUAUGAUGGGCAGUAACUUAAUUUGCAUUAUAUAUUUAUAUUUUAAGUGAAUAUUGAUUUUGGGUUUUUUUUUUUUUUUUUUUUUUACUUUGGACAGAUCAUUUCUAUAAUUAUGUAUUCAAUAAUAAAUUUUUACAUUUCUACUAAUUUAUGGAUUCAUUGUUCAGUUAUGUAACCAAUCCUAAAUAUUUUUUAUAAAUACAUUAUUUAGUGGAUUUACAGGGUUUCUAGUCAUAUGAUUAAUUUUAACAUUGUACCAGCUUUUCUCUUAAUUUGACUAUUGGGGAAUGAAUCAAUAAACAAUGAGAACCUA